Molecule: messenger RNA, 1536 nt
Organism: Ascoidea rubescens DSM 1968
Lineage: Eukaryota; Fungi; Ascomycota; Saccharomycetes; Ascoideales; Ascoideaceae
Product: leucine-rich repeat domain-containing protein
Exons: 5
Coding region: 1-1536 (511 amino acids)
Molecular function (GO): protein binding
Source: RefSeq, a predicted model, not a curated record
AUGAGCUCGAGUUUGAGCAUUUUUGAUAUUUCCAACCUGAUAGCACAUAAACACUCAGUGUUCAAUCAUCUUCCUUUUUAUUUGGUUGAUAAGAUCCUAUUAUUUUUGCCACUAGAUAGAAUACUAUUGCUCAGUCUAUCAAAUUACGUUUCUGUUCGAUACUAUGCUUCGAGCUAUCUAUUUAAAACUAUAGUCUUACUCAAUCAUAAAGGCUGGGUUAGCAGCGAGAAAACAAGUAUAAACUUGAAUGAUCUAUUCAGGCUUGAUGACGAUGAUUUUAAUAGAAAAUUUCAUACCUUAUCAAAGAAACGUAACUUGCAAAUCAUUCAAUCAGUGGUUUUCAUCAUCAAAAAUGAAGUCGAAAUCAGAUUUCCUGUCUUUGCAAGAUUGCUCAAUCUUUUAUUAUCUCAAAAUUCAAAUCAUUUACUACAAUUCAACUUUUCUUAUCAUAAUUUCAAGAUUCUAUCAAAUUUCUUUGUUUUAAAAUAUUUGAAAAAAAUUCUAGAUUUACAAAGAAACCAUAUUAAAAUCGAAAAUCUACAAAAUUCGAAAAACAUAAAGGCCCUAGAUCUCAACUUAUUCAGUCUAUUUCUAUCCUUUAAUAAAAUUAGAAAAAUUGAAAAUUUAAACGAUUUGGUAAAUUUAAAGUAUCUCGAUGUGGUUAAUAAUCUAAUAAAAGAAUCUGAUCAUUUACAAUAUUUGGUUAAUCUUAGAAGCUUUGUAGCUUUGUUCAAUUCCUUGUCAAAUAUCAGGUUUUUAAUUAAUAAUCAUAAUCUAACUCAUUUAGAUUUAUAUAAAAAUAAAAAGUUUUCUGAUUCAAUCAAUAUACAUAGAUUUAAAAAUUUGAAGAUUCUAGAUAUAUCCUCAACUUUAAUUAGAGAUUUUUCUAUAGAUUUUAAUCAAUUUAAUAAUUUAUCAAAUUUAUCAAUGGAUUAUAGUAAUCUUUCAAAUUUUCCAAUUCCAAGUAAUAAUAAUAAUAAUAAUGAUAAUGGUAAUGGUAAUUUCCGCUCUUUAAAACUUCUAUUUAAAUUUAUAAACCUUGAAAAAUUGAUACUUAAUUUAAAUAAAUUAUCCGAAAUUGGUGAUGAGUUGCUUGCAUUGAAAAAUUUGGUAUAUUUAAAUUUAUCAUCGAAUAGUAUAAAAACAUUUGAUAGGGAGAAACUUGAUUGCUUUAAAAAAUUAGAUCAUUUAAAUUCAAAUAAUAAUUUAUUAAAUCAUUUUGAGAUUGAUGAAACCUCAUUGAAUAAGUUGGAAGUUUUAAAUUUAUCUCAUAAUAAUAUUAGUAAAAUUAGAUUUAUCAAUAAAUCAAAGGAAAUUCCAGCUAGGUAUUUAUCGAGGAUUAAGCAGAUCAAUUUAAAUACGAUUCAUUUUUCUGAGAAUCCAAUUACAGAUUCUGGAAAUUUGAGGUUUUAUCAUGUUCAAUUUUUAGAAGUUGAUGAUCAAGUUUACCACGAUUAUAUGAAAAGAUUUUUCAAAAGCUCUGUGGCAGAAAAACAAAAUAAAUGCAAUGGAGUUGAUGGAGAAUCGAAUGAAUAG